UCGAUCAUUGUACUCUUCAGGCUGUAGAGGUGUUUUCAUUGUAACAAGUUAUAAAUAAAAAUGUUCAACUUAUUGCAAAUUGUAUUCGGGAUCAUAUUGUACAUUCAGUAUUCGGAGUGUAACCCUCUGUUUAUACCUGAGAUACCUGAAGAAUGUGAAGGUCUGACGCUUUGUGAAACCGUCCCCAACUACCCUCAUGAACACGCCGUGGGUGUCAUAAAACAGCUCGAAUACCAAGGAUACAUUUGGCAGAGCGACGCGAACUCCUCACUGAAUAUCACCAGCGACGGCGAAGAUGACGAGUAUAGGGAUCUUUGCAGCACUGAUAAGAGGAUCUCAGUACCCCUCGCAGCGUAUGAUGGACAAGGAAAAUGGCAUUUCGUACUAAACCAAAAAUCACACGUCGUGCAAGUGGUUCACAUGGAAAUAUGCAGCUAUCCAAAUCAUAAGCCGUGCGGUUACGGCGUAGAAGACCUAGAGUUGCACGUACGCGGCGGGUACAAGGCUCGAUGCUCGCAGAUGUUCCUGCGCCGCAAGCUGGUUGGGUUUAACGAGCGCGGGAAAGUUGUUCAUCUUGUUGCGGACGUGCCCAGCUGCUGCGCCUGCGUCGCGGAACAUGCUGCUGGUUUUCAAUAAAAUGUCUUGAUUGCCUUA
Molecule: messenger RNA, 654 nt
Organism: Pectinophora gossypiella (pink bollworm)
Lineage: Eukaryota; Metazoa; Arthropoda; Insecta; Lepidoptera; Gelechiidae
Exons: 5
Coding region: 61-636 (191 amino acids)
Biological process (GO): innate immune response; central nervous system formation; regulation of Toll signaling pathway
Cellular component (GO): extracellular region
Molecular function (GO): Toll binding; growth factor activity
Source: RefSeq, a predicted model, not a curated record